Molecule: messenger RNA, 2344 nt
Organism: Syngnathus acus (greater pipefish)
Lineage: Eukaryota; Metazoa; Chordata; Actinopteri; Syngnathiformes; Syngnathidae
Product: seipin-like
Exons: 2
Coding region: 247-1515 (422 amino acids)
Biological process (GO): lipid storage; lipid droplet organization
Cellular component (GO): endoplasmic reticulum membrane
Source: RefSeq, a predicted model, not a curated record
GUGGUCCAAACACUUCCGGGUCUUGGGUCACUUGUUUUGCUAGCUGGGACGAUAACAAGCUUACCGAGUUCGUCGGCGAGAUGUGACGACUUAAUAAUUGGAAUCUCACGAUCGCUUUCUUUUAGUGAGGUUACAAAUCCUGCGGCGCCCAUUUGAAGUAGGGCUCCUGACGAUUGCAAGAACUGUCUUGACAUGUUGAGGUGAAAAUUGGCAAUUUCACGGUGUCGCAUUGGAGCCGCCCAUUAAAUGUAUGAAUAUAAAGAGGCACCAUCGGAGCAGCGGCCAGCAGAGCCACAGAGAGGAAGCGCUGCCCGAUUCAGAGCGAGAGGAAUCGCUACGGGGACUGGACAAAGCACGAUGGGGGCUACGAUGGGACCGCUUCUGCCCUGGCUGCACGAUGUGGCAGCCGUGACUCUCCUGAAGGCCCGGAGAACCUUAUUCCAAGCUGCUGUACUUUUCUGUGUUCUGGGACUACUGCUCUGGGUGUCCAUAUUCCUGUACGGUAGUUUCUAUUAUUCCUACAUGCCCACUGUGAGCUUCUCGGCCCCCGUGCACUUCUACUACAGCUCCGAUUGUGAGGCAUCAGAAUCAGAGCUUUGCUCAUUCCCGACGGCCAACAUCUCCCUCUUGAGGAACGACCGGGACCAGGUGAUGGCUUAUGGCCAACCUUAUCGAAUAUCUUUGGAGUUGGAGUUACCAGAGUCUCCUGUGAAUGAACAUCUGGGCAUGUUUAUGGUCAGAAUGUCGUGCUACACUAAAGGUGGCAAGAUGGUGUCGUCUGUUCGACGUUCAACAAUGCUGCAUUACCGCUCCACCCUUUUGCAGACCCUCAGCACUUUCUUCUUUUCUCCUCUCCUCUUGACCGGGAUGGCUGAACAGAAGCAGCUCAUAGAAAUCGAGCUCUUCCCUUCCUACAAGACCAAUAGUUAUCAGCCAACUAUCGGCACAGUCAUCGAGAUCCAAUCCAAACGUGUGCAAAUCUACUCCUCCCAGCUCCGCAUUCAUGCAUAUUUCACCGGCGUCCGUUACGUCAUCUACAACUUCCCCUUGACAUCUGCUGUGAUCGGUGUGGCCACCAAUUUCGCCUUCCUCAGCGUGAUUGUGCUUUUCAGCUACCUGCAAUUUAUAUGGGGUGGCAUCUGGCCCCCGGAUCAGGUACGUGUCAAAGUCAUGAUUGGGGACAGCACACGCAUGCAGCAGAGAAGAGAGGAGGUGAAGAAGCGCAUGGAGAAGGAAAAUUCCCAGAAAGAACUGAAUUCCCAGAAAGAGCUGGAUUCCCCAAGACUGAUUGGAUCUUUGAAUGAUACACCCGAUGAGCAGGCCGAUGACACGGCGGUGGCGCAGUCAUCAAAUACAUCGUUUGUAGAAGUAAAUGCCACUGAAGCUGAUGUUCCUGAUUCCGAGAAAGAUGUGUCUCCUGACUCCGUAAUGCCUGAAGCGAUAGACCUGAGUGAGACGACACUCCGACAGAGAUCUGGUCCAUCAAAAAGCCAUGUUGAUAUUAAGAGUACUUAAUACAGUAUGCAGUCCGUUGGAUAUAGUUGCAGAGCUUAACAAAAGCAAACACCAACUAUUAGAAGUCGAUAGCAUAUAGAGCUUAAUGUUUUAAUCAAAGAGGUUUACUCCUAUAAUCUGUCUUCGCUCUACAACUACUAUCUACUAACACUGGCUUGUUUUAUUUGUAUAUGCAGUAUAAACUAACACACGCACUUAAGUUAAAUUACAAAUUGGCAAUUUUACUUUUUCCGCAAAGCGAUUAACAUGUAAAACUAGUAUAUUUGUUUUUAGUAGUUCCUGAGGGGCUUUGUGAAUCUGCCGCAUGGAUCAUUCUUCUCAUAUCGCACAAAGAAGUUUUGAGUGCAAUGACUCGUUUCACCAUCGUGGCACUGAAGAAUUUACAAAACUGGGCUUCUUCCCACCAGUGCUUGUCAGAUUUACAAUGUGCACAACGUAAGUGUUGAAAACUGUAUUUAUUGUUUCACAGAAGAGAAAGAAUGUUUGUUUUAGAUGGAGGUUUUAAGUUAUGUAUAUUUCUUGGUGUCUUUUGACAUAACACAGCAUGUUCAGCAUUUGAUGUUUCCAACUUUUGUGUUUCUCAAGGUAAAAGGGUCAUCCGCUAUGUAUUUAAGCUCAGGUUUGAGUAAGUUAUGAAAAAAAGUGAGUCUUAGAUGAAUGUUUUAAGUUAUGUAUGGUUUUUGGUAAACGGGUCAUCCGCUAUGUAUUUGAGCUCAUGUUUGAGUAAUUUAAGGUACCAAAGAUAUUGACAGACUUUCAUCUAUUCUGUUCUGCUAAAAAGAAUGACAAAAUGUUUCUUGUGCACUGUCACUAAAUAAAAACAUGAACA